Messenger RNA from Penicillium subrubescens, 1467 nucleotides. RefSeq names its product alpha/beta fold hydrolase. The transcript is spliced from 3 exons. Gene Ontology annotation, molecular function: hydrolase activity. The record is from RefSeq and is a predicted model, not a curated record. Lineage: Eukaryota; Fungi; Ascomycota; Eurotiomycetes; Eurotiales; Aspergillaceae. Bases 28 to 1467 code for a protein of 479 amino acids.
GUGCCAUUGACUGGUUGUCGCUCCAUCAUGGGCACCUUCAUCACCAAGGCCGUUACCAGGCUGGCCGCCUUUGCCUAUGGUCUCUUCACGUUGUUCCUCUAUGGAUACUUGGCCACCAGAAGAGGCACAUUUUUCAAGAAACGCACUGAAAGACAGAAUCUUGAGUUGCAGCUUGCUCGCGAUCGUCUGUGGAACCUCUCCAAAGACUACGCCGGUCUUUCCCACUACUUUAUAACACUCCAAAGCGGAUUCAAGUUCCAUUUUAUGAGCAAUGCAGCUCCUGGCUCCCCAUCUGCAUUAGUGUCCGAUAGACCGCUGGUUAUAUUUAUCCAUGGAUUCCCCGACAGUUGGGCCAUUUGGCGUCAUAUCGCCAGUUCACCAUCUCUACAAAGCUCCGCUAAUCUCGUUGCCAUUGAUCUGCCCGGAUACGGUGGUAGCGAAAGUCUGGAGAAAUACACGGCUACCGCCGUGUUGGAGAAAUUGACAGAGCUCAUUAUCACCCUCCGCGCACAAUAUGGCGUUGAUGAGGGGACCCAGACGAAUAAGAAGCGGGUCAUCAUUGUUGCUCAUGACUGGGGUUGUGUGCUGUCGAUGCGACUUGCUGCUGAGGCACCGUCGCUGGCACACCGGUUCAUUCUGUCUAAUGGGCCGUUGAUGAGCUUGGCCGGGUCUAAUGUCCGCCGCAUGCUAACAUCGGCAUCUAAAAUGUUCAAUACUGCCUUGGCUGCUCCACUAUCAUCUCGUGCCCCAUUGCUCCAGGCCCUGCGAACACUGGGUCCUUUGUUCCGCCAACUCAAGAUGUCGGGCUACGUCUUUGCCAUGCAAUUACCUCCUACGCUGGUAACUUACUUCCUCACGGGAGGCAACUACUCCCUCAUGGCAGGCAUUCACAAGGGAUCACACGGACGAGGCGAGUUCACCCCCAGUGACGAAGGCACCUCCAUGGCCAGCAGCAUGGGCCCAUCCCUCGCCGAGUCCAAAACCCAAACCGCCAACGGCGACUCCUACCCAGCCACCAUCAAAUAUACCCACGAUUUCGCCAACAUCCUAAACAUGGCCGGGUACUACCGCGACGGCGCAUCCAUAUCUCGCUGGCGCAAAUCCCCCCAGACAGUCGCCAACCUGCACAGCAUCUCUGGCGGCCCCGAGCUCCGACGUGCGAACAGCGGAGCGGGCUUACUGGACGAAGGAACCCCCGGUGCUCUGCAGGCGAGCUCGACCGUGUUCUGGGGCAAGCAGGAUAUUGCGCUGAAUCCGCAGAUAUGCCUGGAUGGAAUGGCGGAUUAUCUUGUCGCGGAUAGUCAGGUCGUUAUGCUUACUGAGUCGGGCCAUUUCACGCCGAUCGAGCAGGAGAGUCGGGUUGCGUUGGUGAAGGCUGUUGAGUGGGCUGUGAAUGGGGAGAAGGGCGAUAUCGGCUCCGUUGUCCAGGAAUGUUAUCCUAGCGCUAAGGUCAUUGCGCGGCGAUGA